Messenger RNA from Lecanosticta acicola, 1138 nucleotides. The record is from the annotation of a GenBank genome assembly. NCBI's taxonomy places the organism in Eukaryota, Fungi, Ascomycota, Dothideomycetes, Mycosphaerellales, Mycosphaerellaceae.
AUGAGCAACCAAACUCUUGAGAAGGACUUUGAGAAUGGCAACCAUCUCGACGGUAACAUGGACCCAGACUCCGCGUUGAGGAGGAUCCAAACAUCUGGUAAGUAGUCGUCGCAUGCAGCACACUCCAGGAAGCCACUAUCAGUGAAGCUCUCCCCCAGAGCUGCGCAUCCUCCGAGCUCUCUCACCCUGCUGAGGACGAGGACUCGCGCGGCGCUCUCGAGGGAGAGCUUCAUUGCAUCGCAUAAUGUGGAGAUGGGUUUUGCUCAAUUGCCCGAGUUCGAACAAUUCUAACCCGACUCUGAUGACAGGCUCCAUCUCGGUCUCUCCCGAGCUCUUCGAGAAGAUCUACCUCUCGCCUCAGAACAAAGUCGCCGGUGAUCUCCGAAAGACCUUUGGUAACCCGACUCCAUUGGCUCUCGCUGGAUUCUUGCUGUCCCUGACUCCGCUUUCUUGCGAUCUUAUGGGCUGGCGAGGUGCUGGUGGCAAUGGAGCUGCUUCUACCGGUGUAUUCUUCUUCUUUGGUGGCCUCUUGAUGACACUGGGCUCGCUCGGAGAGGUGAGACAGUUCACCGUGCCCAUCUUCUCGUGAUUAUUGAGCUGACUUGUGAUGUUCUAGUUCAUCCUCGGUAAUACCUUCCCCUUUGUCGUCUUCGGAACUUUCGGUGCCUUCUGGCUGUCCUACGCCGCGACUCUCCAGCCUUUCUACAAUAGCUACGGAGCCUACAUCGCCGCGCCCACCGACCCCGUCGCCAGUGGUCUCCAAACCACCGGAUUCAACGCUUCGUUCGCCUUCUUCCUGGUCUUCAUGGGUGUCCUGUGCUUUUUGUACAUGAUCCUCGCCCUGCGAACCAACGUGGUCUUCUUCCUCAUCUUCAUGACCCUUGUGCCAGCUUUCGCCCUCCUCGCGGCUGCUUUCUGGCACUUGGCUGAGGACUACGAGGGCAACGCCGCUCUGGCGAAGACGGAGGUCUUGGCUGCUGGCGCGUUGACGUUCGUGACGGACAUGUGUGGAUGGUACAUCUUCUUCGCCAUCUUGCUGGCGUCUUUGGAUUUCCCAUUCCAGCUUCCCGUCGGCGAUCUGAGCCGCUUCGUCAAGGGCGCUUCCGAGAAGGGCAAGCGCAAGGACCACCCAGCAUAG